This is a messenger RNA of Exophiala viscosa, 1199 nucleotides long. RefSeq lists its product as uncharacterized. The transcript has 3 exons. Bases 276 to 1178 code for a protein of 300 amino acids. The record is from RefSeq and is a predicted model, not a curated record. NCBI's taxonomy places the organism in Eukaryota, Fungi, Ascomycota, Eurotiomycetes, Chaetothyriales, Herpotrichiellaceae.
UCCCGAAUAGGAAAGUUUGGUUCAAGCUAAUCAUGCCAGUACGGCACAUUAGGCUGCACAGGGACGGAUGGUGAUAAGCCUACAUAUUCCAACAACGAUUGGCCUGGGCGAGACGUCUAUCGAAGGUCCUUGCAGGUUGAAGGUCGCUGUGGUAAUAAAGUAUCGUCACCAGGUGUACUCAUUUGCCUGACUCAUCUCAACUCAGAAACCCCAGUGCAUUGUCGACCUGCAGACAGAUUUCCGACCUAGCGGCUCAUCAUCUUGUCCAUAUCAACAUGGCCCAGCAGGGUGUAGAGAGACUGCCGGCAGAUACACCACUCGAGCAGAUCCUCUCCGUUCUCGAUCGAGAUGGCGGCCUUGUCAUAACAAAGGUCAUCAGCCAGGAGACGAUUGAUAAGAUUGCCGAAGAACUGAAACCGCAUGAACAACCAGACCAGGUGUGGAAGGGCAACUUCUUCCCGGAGGCAACAAAAAGGAUCUGUGGCUCUGUGGGGAAAUCGCAGACCUAUGCAAAAGAGUUCUUCCUCAAUCCGCUUUACCAGGAAAUCUGCAACCGCCUGUUGACUCUGACAAAGAAGUCAAGAUGUGGCGAUGGCUAUCGUACACUCGUCUGCAAGCCGAUCGGCAAUGCCAGCACGUCGUUCGACAUUGGUCCCGGAGCGGAGGCGCAACAACUACACCGUGACGAUGGAGUUCAUCACAUCACCCAUCCGACAAAGCCAACCCAGAUCAACAUGCUUUGCGCCUGGACUCGCACCACUGCUGAAAACGGAGCAACCGUGGUCGUCCCUGGUAGUCACAAAUGGGCUGAUCAAAAAGAAAACCAACCUCCACCAGAGAAAGCAGUUCCAGUCUGCCUUGAGCCCGGAGAUGCUCUCAUUUUCGAUGGUGCCAUCUUCCACGGUGGAGGCGCCAAUGUGACGCAGUCUGAACGCCGCAAAGUCUUUGGAGCUUUUAUGACUCAAGGAAACCAUCGGUCAGAGGAGAAUAUCUUUCUGCAACUCCCGCCGGAGGUAGCCAAGGACUACCCGAUCGAGGUGCUUGAGGUGUACGGAUACAAAGCCACGGGAUCAGGACUGGGCUGGGUUGAUUAUAGUGAACCCCUUGAUGCAGUGCUUGGACGUGGGGUGUCAGGCCCUGGCAGUCUCGAUUUCUUCCAAGUUGGGGUUACCGCAUGAUUCGAUUGAUCAUUGAUGUGA